UCAUAUUUCCUCAUCACAAAUUCACAAUUACGCCAAACACACAUACUCCCCUACUUCUCCUCUCCGAUUUCCUUCACCGUUCACGCCUCAUCCGGCCACAGCCCGCCUCCGUCUCCUCCUCCUCCAUUCUGAUAUAUUUGGAAGCUUGAAGCUUCACAAUAAGCUUAUUAAUUGCAGGUUGUCCAAGCUGAAGCUUAAAUGGAGUUCUGCCCAACUUGUGGGAGUAUGCUACUCUAUCAGUUGCCACAGUUGGGGCACCCUGCCCGAUUUACCUGUCCGACGUGCCCUUAUGUAUGCAACAUAGAGAGCCAGGUUAAGAUAAAGAGACAUGUGCGCUUGGUUAAGAAGACAAUGGAUCCUAUUUUUACUAAAGAAGACCGGAGGAACUUUCAAGAAACUAAAGAGAGCUGUCCCGCAUGCAAUCAUGAUAAAGCUGGUUUUAUUCAAGUGCAGACUAGGUCAGCAGAUGAACCCAUGACAAUCUUCUAUGAAUGCCGAAAGUGCGAAUACACUUGGAGAGAGGGCUAGUAGUUCUUCAUGCUUUUAUACCCUUCAAAUCGCUUAUGAGCUUUUUGUAUUUCGGCUAGGUUCCAUUGAGACAUUCUAGUGGAUUCAGAUUCUUGCAAAAUAUACAAACAAGUGCACAUGCCAUUGUUCCUCA
This is a messenger RNA of Salvia hispanica, 661 nucleotides long. RefSeq lists its product as uncharacterized. Lineage: Eukaryota; Viridiplantae; Streptophyta; Magnoliopsida; Lamiales; Lamiaceae. The record is from RefSeq and is a predicted model, not a curated record. Gene Ontology annotation, cellular component: RNA polymerase III complex. Gene Ontology annotation, biological process: DNA-templated transcription; regulation of DNA-templated transcription; termination of RNA polymerase III transcription. Gene Ontology annotation, molecular function: zinc ion binding; nucleic acid binding.